UUGUUCUUCUUUGCUCUGAUUAGAUUAUAUGUAAGAAUUGAUAAAAUUAGGGUUUUUGAUUAAGGCAACGAAUCAGAGCUAACAGAACUUUGAUUUGGGAAGUCUUUUUUUUUUUUUUUUUAAUACUUUGAAAACGAAAUUAUGGGAAAGCCAACUGGGAAGAAGAAGGAUCAGCAGGUCCCACAGAAACCUGGAAAUAAUGCGAACAAUAAACCUGGAAAAUCCUCUGAUCGAAGCUCGAAAGCUUUCGAUGAAGACACGGCGAUCUUCAUAAACAUGUCUCAGGAGCUCAAAGAAGAAGGCAACAAGCUCUUCCAAAAGCGUGACCAUGAAGGAGCUAUGUUGAAGUACGAGAAGGCCCUCAAUCUUCUUCCCAAAAGCCACAUUGACGUUGCUCAUUUGCACACGAACAUGGCCUCUUGCUAUAUGCAAAUGGGCCUCGGCGAGUACCCUCGGGCAAUCAAUGAAUGUGGUUUGGCCUUGGAGGUUUCUCCGAGAUAUAGUAAGGCUUUGUUGAAGAGAGCAAAGUGUUAUGAGGCGCUGAAUCGGCUGGAUUUGGCGCUGAGAGAUGUGAACACUGUUUUGAGCAUCGAACCGAAUAAUCUUAUCGCGUUGGAGAUUUUGGAGGGGUUGAGGAAAACGAUGAGCGAAAAGGGUAUUGUUAUCGAUGAAAAGGAAAUUGGCGUGGCGGCCAAUGUGGUGCAGCCGAGUUCUUCGCGGCUGCGUAAAGUGGUGAACGAGAAAAUGAAGAAGAAGAAGGGCAAGAAAGUUGUGGACAAGGCCGCAGUGGUUAAGGUGGUUGUGGAGGACAAAGGCGGCGCUGUUAAAGACAAAGAAGUCAUCGCAAGGACUGUUGUUGAGGGAGCUGAAGUGGCCAAGAAGAAGCCUGUCAAGGAAGAAAAACCGGCUAUCAAGACGGUUAAGUUGGUGUUUGGAGAGGACAUAAGGUGGGCGCAGUUACCGGCGAAUUCUAGCUUGAGGUUGGUGAGGGAGAUUGUUAAGGAUCGGUUUCCUGGCUUGAAAGGUAUUCUUGUGAAGUAUAAGGAUCAAGAGGGUGAUUUGAUUACAAUAACCACUGCAGAUGAGCUGAGGUUGGCUCUAUCUUCAGGUGAUCUGCGGGGGUCACUGAAAUUAUACAUAACUGAGGCGAGUCCUGAUCAAGAGCCAGGUUAUGAGGGAAUGAGUGAUGAGGAGGAAGAUAAAUAUAACACAAAAUCAAGUGGUGCUAUCGAGAAUGGAGAAACGGAAAAAGGGGUUACUUGUGUUGAGGACUGGAUUCUACAGUUUGCGCGGUUGUUCAAGAACCAUGUUGGUUUCGAUUCUGAUCCGUACUUGGACCUUCAUGAACUUGGAAUGAAACUACACUCAGAGGCCAUGGAGGACACUGUAACAAGUGAUGAUGCUCAGGAACUUUUUGACAUUGCCGAAGAUAAGUUCCAAGAGAUGUCAGCUUUGGCAUUGUUUAAUUUGGGAAACAUCCACAUGUCCAAGGCAAGGAAGCGAGUGAGUUUCCCAGAAGACGCUUCGAGGGAUUAUAUUGCUGAGCAACUUAAGGCUGCCUAUGAUUGGGCGCGGAAGGAGUACAUGAAGGCGGAGAAGUGGUAUGAAGAAUCUCUGAAAAUUAAACCAGAUUUCUAUGAAGGUUAUCUUUCGCUCGGGCAGCAGCAGUUUGAGCAAGCAAAACUCUGCUGGUAUUACGCAAUUGGGAGCAAGGUUGAAUUAGAAACCGGACCUUCCUCUGAGGUUCUUCAGCUUUAUAACAAGGCUGAGGACAGCAUGGAGAAGGGUAUGCUGAUGUGGGAGGAGAUGGAGGAGCAACGUCUAAACGGACUCUCCAAAUUCGAUAAAUAUAAAGCGCAUUUAGAGAAAAUGGGGUUGGAUGGUCUGUUUAAAGAUUUGUCUGCUGAUGAAGCUGCAGAACAGGCUGCAAAUAUGAAGUGUCAGAUAUACCUUCUAUGGGGUACCUUGCUGUACGAACGUUCUGUUGUGGAAUAUAAGCUUGGCCUGCCUACUUGGGAAGAAUGUUUAGAGGUUUCCGUUGAGAAGUUUGAACUUGCAGGAGCUUCUCCAACAGACAUAGCUGUUAUGAUAAAGAAUCACUGUUCCAAUGAAACUGCACUAGAAGGUCUAGGUUUCAAGAUUGAUGAGAUAGUGCAGGCAUGGAAUGAAAUGUAUGAUGCUCAGAGGUGGCAAUUUGGUGUUCCAUCCUUUAGGCUUGAACCAUUGUUUCGUCGGCGGGUUCCUAAACUUCAUUCUAUCUUAGAGCAUGCUUGAGUUUUCGUAAAUUGGCUAUUAUUUAGAAGCAAAUUAGUCAGUUUUUCUUAGCCCAACUUUGGAAGCUACCUAGUUGCAUGCUAAGAUAGGUCUUUUUUUGUUUUCCUACAUGGACUGUUUGUGUUUUGCUUCUUGUUUGCUGGGGGAGCAAGACAAAGUUUGGUUGGUGUUGCUUUUGAAUGUGAGAGUUGGGGUGAUUGAGAUUAUUUCUUAUUUUUUGGAUUUUUUUUUUUUUUUUUUUUUUUCACGGAGAAAUUAUUCACACAGUUUGAGAUAGUGAGUAUAUGAUUGAAUUUGCCCAUUUUGAAAUGAAUAAGUAAAAGGGUAAUUCCGUUCUGUUGAGAGGUUUGUUGAUUGUUGUAGAUUGUCAUUUGUCAGUUAUAAAUAACAAAUGACAAUGUUUGGGUUUUUUUAUUUAUUAUUUUUU
Molecule: messenger RNA, 2701 nt
Organism: Morus notabilis
Lineage: Eukaryota; Viridiplantae; Streptophyta; Magnoliopsida; Rosales; Moraceae
Product: protein PHOX1
Exons: 3
Coding region: 142-2274 (710 amino acids)
Molecular function (GO): protein binding
Source: RefSeq, a predicted model, not a curated record